GACAACGCGUCAUAGCAGUGCCAAGUCAUAUGACCUAGUGCAAGCUCACGGAAACAGAGGAAAACAAAGGACUGCUCAGCUGCGCUAUCCCUCGAGAUGGCAGAUAAGAACUUUCGGUUAUUCUUGUUCAUAACACUCUGUACGGUCAUUACAUGUGAUGGGAGUGUAUCCCUAUCUGCUCCAGCCACUGUAAAUCUGGAGGAGAAAAGUUCAGCCAAUAUCACCAUAACGCCUAGCUCUCCUCAGAAUGUCUCAACACUCAUUAUUUUUAACUUCACCGACUCCUCUGCAAAUGUUACCUCAAUACUUAAACUGCCUCAACAGGUAGAGUUGCCUGCAAACGCCACAUCAAGCACUUUUGAGGUUCAUGCAGAACAUGUGGGUCAGGUGACAGCCUAUUUAUACAGCAACAACACUGGCAUUGCAAGCCAUAAGACCCGAAUCCGUUUCUUGGUUAUUAGAAGCAACACUGUUGAUAUCAUUAACCAAGUAAUUGGUUGGAUUUACUUCCUAGCAUGGUCUAUAUCAUUCUACCCUCAAGUAUAUGAGAACUGGAGAAGAAAAAGUGUGGUGGGGCUGAACUUUGAUUUUCUGGCACUCAACUUGACAGGAUUCAUUGCCUACAGUGUCUUCAAUGUAGGCCUCUUCUGGGUUCCGUACAUGAAGGAAGAGUUUUUGAAGAUAAAUCCAAAUGGUGUAAACCCAGUGGAUGCCAACGAUGUGUUCUUCAGUCUCCAUGCAGUUGUGCUGACUCUUGUAUAUGUCUCUCAGUGUGCCAUCUAUGAAAGAGGAGGGCAGAUGGUGUCCAAGAUUGCUAUUGGCCUUCUGGUGAUUGGUUGGACGUUUGCCCUGGUCACCCUCUUUGUUGCUGUGGCCAGUAAGAUCACCUGGCUGGAAUAUCUCUACUAUUUCUCUUACAUCAAGCUAGGUGUCACCCUCGUCAAAUACAUCCCACAGGUCUACAUGAACUAUCAAAGACAAAGCACAGAGGGUUGGAGCAUUGGCAAUGUGUUGCUGGACUUCACAGGAGGCAGCUUCAGUCUCAUUCAGAUGUUCCUUCAGUCAUAUAACAAUGAUGAAUGGAAGCUCAUCUUUGGGGACCCCACAAAGGCAGGACUUGGCUUGUUCUCCAUAUUCUUUGAUGUGGUGUUCAUCAUUCAGCAUUACUGUCUGUACAGACAUAAAACACAUUAUGAGCUUGUGGUUGACCAGGAAUAGGCUAAUUGUAAUUGACUGUUUACCUCUGCCAGUGAGUCCAAACGAUUUACUGAAGGACUAAUAUAAGGGCUUUCUUCUAUGUAGUGUUCCCAGUCAUUGAAUGGGAAGCUAUUUAGACACAGGGGGGCCAUACUUCCUCGUCUCAAAAUGCGUCAGCCAAUUAAAAUAUUUGGUGUAGUUGCACGUGAUCAAACACUAUUGGUACUUUCAAGACAACUGGGAACUCUGGGGGUUGGGGGGAAUGAGGUUGAAUCAUGACAUCAGUGAUCAAUCUACAGGUCGAAAAGUCAAAGCUCUAGAAAGAGGCUAGAGUUCCCGACUUGGAAUUCCGAGUUGGAAGACUGCUCAAAAUAUAUUUUCCCAGUCGUAGAUAGCGCACCCCCCCCCCCCCCCCCAGUUGGCAGUUGUAUUGAAUGCUCGGAAGUGUCCGAUUUUCCAGGUUCCGGUUGUUUUGAACGCGGCAUUAAUGUUCCCUUCAGAUAACCUGUCAGAUUUAGGCUGCUAUUCCAAACACUUAAAAGACACACCCUCAGCCCUCAAAUUAAGUGGACACUUCUGAUGACGUAUUAUUACGUCUGAUGAGUUGACACUUGCAGGGCAAGGGAAGGACGAAUUAAUUUGAAAUGGACUGCUCUUGCCAGGAAAUGUGUCACUCGUUCAUCCCACGGUUGUGUUUUCAGUCAUCAUGGAACUGUUGCGUGUGCCUUUUAUAUGCUCUACAGUCAAUUAUGAUUGCAUUUCAUAUCUUGGCUAGAAGACAACGCCUCCGCAGACAUUGAAAGUUAGCCUUCCAACUAUAUCUGGAAAUUACAAUGUAUAAGUGUGAUGUCAGGGAAAGUUUAUAUGCGCAAGCAAACGUUUCCAAAAGCCAACCAAACAAAAACAUCAUGACUUUUAUGAUGUGUUUGAGCCGUCAUGUGCAUUAGUAGCAGAAUGUAUAACUUAUUUACAUUUGUUUCUACUUACACUUGAAUGUUGACUUCUCCAUAUAAUGUUGGUUUUAAGUUUUGGCUGACGUUUCUUAGUGGAUGUACAAUCAUCGCAAAUUGAAUAUGGGGCUUUUCAAGCCCUGGAGUGAACAUAAUUGUAAACUCGAUCAAAAGCGAGGGCAGAAGGGCUUACGUUGCCAACUUCCCUUGCUUAGCUAAUCAUUUGGACCGACGACAAAGGAGGCUGCCGUGAUUCCCCCAAUUUAGAUAAAGGUUACAUUUAAAAAAUAUAUAUAAUUUAACGUGCAUAAGUGGUGGAGGGUGUUUAUUUUAUGGGUUUGGAAUGCAACCUUAGCAAAAGGCUAACUUGCAUAGCUGGCCCGUGAUCAUAUCUGGUUCAAAUGCUGUAUCGAUCAAUUCAAAUCGUUGACGUAGUUGGACCUGAUCGAACACGUUUUGAUGAAAGUGUCCUUAACAAAAGUCCAAUGACACGUUCUGAUAAUCAAAGCAACUAGAUCACGUGUGUUUGACUGGACUGGUCAAACACACGUGCUAACUCCAGGUUGCAGAUUGUGGCAAGGGUUUGAAUCUCAUGAGUUUAUUUUCCCCUUUUUGAAAUGCAGAAUUACUUUUUGUGUCAGUGUGUUGAGAAGUGUAGCCAAAACCAUGUGAAUGAAGAUUACGCAUACAUUUAAUGAGGAGCUUCUUGUUGGAGUCCCUCUUGCAGACCGAAACAGGCUACUGGCACUGCUACAUAAACAAUCGUCACUUCUAUAAACUAUAUUACAUAGAUGUUAGUGCUGUGCGAUUUUAACCGGCAUCGGUUCAAUUAUUUGAAAUUCUAUUUAUUUCCGUUUUAUUUCUGUGAACUAGAUGUAACGUUUCUAUACAGAUAUAUUAGAUCAUGCAUUUCCAACAGUCCAAUAUUCUACAUAGUUUAGUGCAGAAAACAUGGUGAUUAAUUACAAUGAGAAUAAUCCAUUGCGUGCCAGUUUAAACUUGUCUGGUCUGUCCUGAGCAAGGCAAUGGGGUGCGUUCGUAAAUUCAUUUUUGCUAUCUACACUGAUUUCAGAGCACUCUUGUUUGAGUGUGCCAGAGUGCAGAAUAACUGAUAUAAUUUACGAAUGUGCAACACCCGUUGAAAUUGAAAGGUGUCAGUAAAGGUUGGGGGAAAAAAACGCAAAUAAAUUGUUGCUAGCAGCACAGUUAGUCACUAAUGCUCUAGAUAACGUGACAACAGCCUAACUAGCUCUGCUAGGGCAAGUAAAAUGGUGAGUGAGGUGUUGUCUCAUUUGUGUGUGGAAGUAGCUAGCCAACUUUAGCCAGUUAGCUUUGGCACUUAACUGCCGUUGUGAGGUCAGAACGCUCAGAUUGACCCUACUCCUCGGCCAGAGGGUCCAGUGUGCGGCCUGAACGCUCCGAGAGUGAAACGCUCUGAAUUUACUUGAGUGAUAAUGCCAGAGAAGCCGGUGUUUUGAAGAUGUAUUGGCACAGGUGUUUCGUCUUGGGCCUGCAAACCGUGCCAUUAUAUCCUCCGAACUCCGGGUUCGAGGGCAUUAUCACUUUUAUACAACAGGUUACCAACAUAUUCGAGUAAUGAUUGACAUAUUUUCAUUAAUGUUAUUUUGAUAAAUGUAUUCAUAUUAUUUCAUCCUUCCGCAAGAUAUAGUCCAGACACAAAUCUAGGGUUGCUACCCAAGCCGGCUGGUCAUUUCUUCUAUGAGACCCAGUCGUCCAUAGAUUCUGGGAAAAAAAUAAUUGAACAUGACCCAGUCGUUCGUUCUAAAUGUGCCAUAACCAUACUGGCUCGCAAAAUUCGUAUCCCUUGCCUGCUCUAGCUAGCCAUAGUUGGCUAACUCACAGUCACGUCAAACAGUGCUGCCAGAAUAACAACAGUAGCUGCAUUUGCUUUUGUUAAAGCUGUUUUCUAGUGAUGACAUGUAUUUGGACAUCCAUAACAAUGAGCUAAUGAGGUGUGAUUUUGCAUAGCAUAGAAAAUGUGCUCUCCCAUCAGGACAGUUGUUCAGAGGUUCAGAGCUUCAAUGCCAUACAACACUCCUUCCGUGGCCUCCAACUGCUCUUAAACGCUAGUAAAACCAAAUGCAUGCUUUUCAACCGUUUGCUGCCAGCACCCGCACGCCGACUAGCAUC
Molecule: messenger RNA, 4298 nt
Organism: Oncorhynchus mykiss (rainbow trout)
Lineage: Eukaryota; Metazoa; Chordata; Actinopteri; Salmoniformes; Salmonidae
Gene: ctns
Product: cystinosin, lysosomal cystine transporter
Biological process (GO): L-cystine transport
Cellular component (GO): lysosomal membrane
Molecular function (GO): L-cystine transmembrane transporter activity
Source: RefSeq, a predicted model, not a curated record